Messenger RNA from Zasmidium cellare ATCC 36951, 630 nucleotides. RefSeq lists its product as uncharacterized. Gene Ontology annotation, molecular function: catalytic activity. The coding region runs from base 1 to 630 and encodes 209 amino acids. The transcript has a single exon. Gene Ontology annotation, biological process: nucleotide metabolic process. The record is from RefSeq and is a predicted model, not a curated record. Lineage: Eukaryota; Fungi; Ascomycota; Dothideomycetes; Mycosphaerellales; Mycosphaerellaceae.
AUGUCCGCCGACGACAUCUACCCCAUCCCUUGCGCCUUCUGCAACAUCUCCUCCGCCUACCCAGCAGAAACCUCCCCCAUCCCAUCAAGCCCCGACCCCGAAAAAGUCGACCCCCAAUGCCACCUCAUCCUCUCCACCCCCCACGUCCUCGCCUUCCUCGACAUAAUGCCCAUCUCCCCCGGCCACAUCCUCCUCACGACCCGAAACCACUACCGCAAGCUCUCCGACCUGCAACCCCCCACCCCCACCCACACCGACUGGGCCUCACAACGCACCGCCUCCACCGCGCUCGAAACCUCCCGCGCCUUGGGCGAAUACCUCCCCCUCCUGUCGCGCGCGCUGUGCGCCGUCACGGGCAUCGAGGACUGGAAUGUGGUGCAGAACAACGGUGAGCGCGCCGCGCAGGUCGUGCCGCAUAUUCAUUUCCAUUUGAUCCCAAGGUAUCAGGAGGGGCGGAAGGAGACGCAGCGGAAUGGGCGCACGGAUUAUGGGAUGCUGAAGAGUUGGAGGAUGUUUGGACGGGGGAGUCGCGAGGAUUUGGAUGAUGAGGAGGGGGAGGUGUUGGCGGGGGAGUUGAGGGAGGCGUUGAAGGGGGAGAUUGAGGGGAGGUGUGGGAAGGUGAAGUUGUGA